Amborella trichopoda is the source of this 2368-nucleotide messenger RNA. It is a transcript of the gene DOX1, whose product is annotated as Peroxidase superfamily protein. Gene Ontology annotation, biological process: response to oxidative stress. NCBI's taxonomy places the organism in Eukaryota, Viridiplantae, Streptophyta, Magnoliopsida, Amborellales, Amborellaceae. The record is from RefSeq and is a predicted model, not a curated record. Gene Ontology annotation, molecular function: heme binding; oxidoreductase activity, acting on single donors with incorporation of molecular oxygen, incorporation of two atoms of oxygen; peroxidase activity.
UCGUUUGAGGGAAAUUCAGGGCGGCGUAGUUAGAAGUUUUCAAUUGAGUAGGUGCAAAGGUUCAAUGCCUGGUUUGAGGGGAACUUUUCAACAAGUUGGGGCUGCCAGAAUUUUCCGACAUAUAUAGUAUACUACCAAAUUGUUCAAAAGUCUCUGUAGAAAUAAGGGGCUCAUGGCAAAAUUUUAUAUUAAUUCGGGAUUAUCCAUUAGCAAGUUUCAGGGGAAAGUUCAAAAGUGUGAGUAUAAAUAAGGGGCUCAAGGGUUCAAUAGUUUUAAGAGAGAGAGAGAGAUCAUGACGAAAAGCUUGCAGUCUGUGAUGGCGCCCCUGUUAUCCUUUCCUAUGCAUUUUGUGCAUCCUGACUUCCAUGAAAUCCUAGGGAGGAUGACACUCAUCGAUCGCUUCCUCUUCAUUAUUAUACAUUUAGUAGACAAGGCAGGGAUAUGGCACAGGCUACCAGUGCUUUUAGGUGCCCUUUACCUUGUUAUCAGACGCCAUCUCCAUGAAGAAUAUAACCUCCUUAGUGUGGGAAAAACACCAGUUGGGGUGCGCUUCAAUCCUGCUGAUUACCCUUACAGAACUGCCAAUGGCAACUACAACGACCCCUUCGCCCCCGAAUCCGGCAGUCACGACAGCUUUUUUGGGCGAAACAUGCCUCCUCAAGAUCAGAAAGCCGUGCUUUUGAAGCCGGAUCCAAUAGUUGUGGCAACUAAGCUUCUUGCUAGGAGGAAGUUGAUAGACACUGGAAAACAAUUCAACAUUAUCGCUGCGUCUUGGAUACAGUUCAUGAUACACGACUGGAUUGACCACCUUGAAGACACUCAACAGGUAGAACUAAAGGCUCCAGCUUCGGUGGCAAGUGAGUGCCCACUCAAGUCCUUCAGGUUCUAUAAGACAAAGGAAGUGCCCACUGGCUUCUACGAAAUCAAGAGCGGUUCCAAGAACAUUAGAACUCCUUGGUGGGAUGGGAGUGGGAUUUAUGGGAGCACGGCAGAGAAGCUUGCAAAGGUCAGAACAUUUAGAGAUGGGAAGCUAAAAAUCUCCUCAAAUGGUCUCCUUCUCCACAAUGAUGAGGGUAUUGCAGUAGCCGGAGAUGUGCGCAACAGCUGGGCAGGGGUUUACCUUCAAGCCCUCUUUAUCAUGGAGCAUAAUGCCAUUUGUGAUAAACUCAAGUGGCAUCAUCCGCAUCUCGACGAUGAAUCCUUGUAUCGGUACGCAAGACUGGUGACCGCAGCUGUAAUAGCCAAGGUUCACACGAUCGAUUGGACUGUGGAACUGCUUAAAACCGAUACAAUGCUUGCUGCAAUGAGAGGAAACUGGUAUGGCAUAUUGGGUAAGAAGUUCAAGGACACCUUUGGUCAUGUUGGAGGCCCCAUCUUGGGUGGAUUAGUUGGUCUAAAGAAGCCUGAGAACCAUGGCGUUCCUUAUUCCUUGACAGAGGAGUUUACUAGUGUUUAUAGAAUGCAUUCUCUAAUGCCUGACCACCUUAUCUUAAGAGACAUUCAUGGGCAACCUCAAAAGGACAAGUCCCCACCAAUUCUAGAAGAGAUACCCCUUGAAGAAAUGAUUGGGAUCAGGGGGGAGAAGAAGGUAGCUGAUAUUGGAUUUGAGUCCCAAAUUGUAUCAAUGGGUCAUCAAGCUUGUGGGGCUCUAGAGUUAUGGAAUUAUCCUCUCUUCUUCAGGGAUACUGUGCCAGAAAAUGUGGAUGGGACUGAGAGACCUGAUCAUGUUGAUCUACCAGCACUCGAAAUUUAUAGGGACAGGGAGAGGGGUGUGCCAAGGUACAAUCAAUUCCGAAGAAAUCUGUUGAUGAUUCCUAUUGAAAAAUGGGAACAACUCACUGAUGACAAAGAAGCAAUCGAGUUACUGCAAGAGGUUUAUGAUGACGACAUUGAGAAGUUGGAUCUCUUGGUUGGAAUGAUGGCUGAAAAGAAGAUCAAGGGCUUUGCAAUAAGCGAGACAGCUUUCUUCAUUUUUCUGAUCAUGGCUACUAGGAGGCUCGAAGCUGAUCGUUUCUUCACCAGCUAUUUCAAUGAAGAAACUUAUACCAAGGAAGGAUUUGAAUGGGUGAACACCACAGAGAGUUUGAAAGACGUUAUCGAUCGCCACUAUCCCCAUCUCACUCACAAAUGGCUCAAUGCUUCCAGUGCUUUCUCUGUUUGGGAUGCACCUCCAAACGAAGAUAGUCUUGUGCCUCUCUAUCUUCGCACCCCCCAUUAAUAAUUGAAAAAGUAUAUAAAAAUAUUAUUUACUUUUUGUAUAAGGAGAUCAUAAUCACCUUUGUCCACCAUAUAUUAAAUUGGAUAGUUGUAAGUGUGUUGUUGACUAGACUCCAAGUUAAAAAAAAAAAAUUUGAAUUUCGUGACGCAA